Messenger RNA from Acanthocheilonema viteae, 569 nucleotides. The record is from the annotation of a GenBank genome assembly. NCBI's taxonomy places the organism in Eukaryota, Metazoa, Nematoda, Chromadorea, Rhabditida, Onchocercidae.
AUGGCUACGGUUGGUGCAUUUGCUGUCCGUUUUUUUAUGGUACCACGAUUAAGAAAAUGGAUUGAUAAAAAAGAAGCCGGAAGAAUCGAUCGAUCUGCUUCAAUUGACCUUCCCAGUGUUACGGGAGAAGUUCCAAUGAAAAUUAAACGUGGAAUUUUACAAAUUUACAUCCCACACAAUAAUGGUUUAUCUCCGGAAGAAGCGAAUAAUAAUAAAAUGAUAAUCAAAAAAGAGCGCUCAAUUUCAGCUAUAAAACAUUUUGUACGAUGGUUUCUACCGGAUAAGAAACAUCAAUCGGAUCCGAAAACUACGCUUGUUUUCGGUUCCAUUCAAGCGUUUACAGCAUGUUUCGCUGGUUUCGCUCAUGGAGCAAAUGAUGUUGCAAAUGCAAUAGCACCGCUUGCAGCGCUUUUGUCAAUUUACUCUGAAAUGGAUGUGCAACAAAAAAAGGAAACAUCACUUUAUGUUUUAAUGUACGGUGUAUUAGCAAUAUGUGUUGGACUACUGGUACUUGGACAUAAGGUCAUUCGUACCGUUGGCUCUGAAAUGUCGGAUAUUAAUCCUGCUAG